CACCACAUCUGUCUGCCUAUUUGGACGCGAUAAACUUAAUAACUACUCAACGGAAAUUUGAUAUGGACAUAGUUUGAGACUCUAGGAAGGACAAAGGCUGCAUUCGUGCGACAUAGAUUAUUUCCAGGAUAAUAAGUAGCGUGUAGAACGCCAACAGCUUCUCCUCAAUGAACGAAUUUUCUAAUUAACUCAGUUGUUCCAUACAUUAUUGAUUCAAAAGAAACUAAAAUAUCUAAUCGUGUUCUUAUAUUAUGAGCGCCACUCUGAACAUAGCCACACGCUGUCAAUGUUGAAAUCAUACUAAAGUCAGUACAGAUUGUAGUACAAUUGAGUCGAACACAAUUAGUGUACAGAAGCCAUAUCUAGUACAUAGUACAUAUAUUGAUGUAUAGCAUAGAUUGUUUGGUACAACAUUAUAUUAUUAAAAAUGAGAACCAUCGUAGACGGUUUAAUCGAUUCCAAAAUUAGCACGAGCAGUAUCAAAAAAUUAAACGUCACUUCGGUCACGUGCGAGUCUCGUGAACUUAGAAUAAACUUUUAUCUUGAAAUCAUUAACACUUUUUUUCCAAUCAGAAUCAAUAACGACGACAGUAUUUUGGUGUUUUUAAAACACUUCGUGUCUUCGAAUUGUUUUCUCACAUUAGAUAUGAAAAUAAAAAAAUUAACAUGCGAUAUCUAAUCCUGAGUAUAUUGUUUUAAACAAAAUUAUAGAAAGAGCUACCCAACCUCUCUUAAUCCACAACCACGAGAUCAACAAGACAUUAGUUGUCGAUAUUACCAUCUUAUACUCAACGAACUUAAUCACCAAAAAGUGCAAAAAAAAAUCACAGCUAUAAUAUUUACGCAAAAUCACACAUUACAAUUCUAUCGGUACCAACAAUCAUGCUUUUAUUCAUUCCUUCGCAGAAUAUGAAGCCAAUGUAAUCUCUUAUCAAUAUAUUAAUCCUUACGAUUAUCAGUAGGGCGGUUAUACUAAAACUUAUAAAAGAUGCGAGGUAUACUCAGAGAGGACACGCUGUUAGGUCGGCUCGUGUACCGGUUGGAAAAUGGCGGAUAGACGGCGAAAUAGUACUGCGAGUAAGGGCCAGGAGAGCCCUGCGAUAGACCUCGACUAUGUGCUGGUGAACGAGCUUGGCCAGUUCGGCCGCUUCCAGAUCUACAGCUUGUUAUUGGUGGCCGUCCCUCUCGCUAUGUCGGCUUUCAUGGGUGAAUUCAUCUUCUCAGCAGCUGCUAUCCCUCACAGAUGUCGUGUGCCAGAAUGCGGUGAGACAAAAAAGAGUUCUCUAUUCGAACCCGAAUGGAUUUCCAACGCCAUCCCGCAGACUUCCUCAGGAUUCGCCAGCUGCGAGCGGUUCGUUCCAGUGGAUGGAGCUAAUGGCUCGCUCGACUACUGUCCCGCCAAUCUGUUCCAAAACGACACAAUGGGUUGCGAUGGCUUCGUCUACGCUCGGGACAACUCUGUUGUGUACGAUUUCGACCUUGGCUGCCAAGAAUGGUUCCGUGCGUUAGCUGGUACUCUCAACAGCGUGGGAACCCUAUUGGUGCUGCCCAUCAUCGGGCUCGUCUCGGACAAGUUUGGUCGGCGGGUUGCCCUCAUAGUCAGUGUCAUUAACCUGGCAUCGUUCGGCCUCAUCAGGGCCUUCUCCGUCAACUACCCCAUGUACCUGGCCCUUCAGCUCAUUCAAACAACGCUUGGAGCUGGAUCGUUUAGCUCUGCUUAUAUUUUUGCCACUGAAUUCGUAGGUCCGAAGUACCGUGUAUUUACGAGCGCCACCUGCACAUCCAUGUUCGCCGUGGGACAGGUAAUCCUCGGCAGUGUUGCCUGGCUAAUCCAGCCUUGGCGAUACAUGAUCAUGGCCCUCCACAUCCCGUGCUUCCUCAUUAUUAUCUACUACUGGAUCCUGUCGGAAAGCGUCAGGUGGCUACUGUCGCAGCAGAGGUUUGACGAUGCCAAGAAGGUGCUUGAAAAAGCUGCGAGGAUCAAUAAAAAGGAAAUCAGCGAGAAGUCAAUGCAGGCGCUGUUGACGCCGCCGGCAGCUCCUGAGCACAAGGUGGAACGUCCUGGAGUGUUCAAGACCAUCAUAAAAUCUCCCGUCCUGCUCCGGCGCGUGUGCACGACGCCCAUCUGGUGGAUUACAACCACUUUUGUGUACUACGGGCUCUCCAUCAACUCCACCAGCCUGUCGGACACCAUGCACCUCAACUUCAUUCUCACAUGCGCCAUCGAGAUCCCUGGCUUCUACACCGCCGUGCUCGUCUUGGACAGGAUCGGCAGGAGGGCCACUCUCUCAACCGCAUUUAUCUUCAGCGCCGCUUGUAAUCUCGGCUUCGCUUUCAUUCCUGAUGACAUGACUAUGGUGCGCUUGAUAAUAUUCCUGCUGGGCAAGUUCGGCAUCUCCACGGUGUUCACGUCGCUGUACCUGUACACGUCCGAGCUGUACCCCACCGAGUACCGCCACAGCCUGCUCGCCUUCUCUUCUAUGGUCGGACGCAUCGGCUCCAUCACUGCGCCCCUCACGCCUGUCCUGAUGGAGUACUGGGCUGGUAUUCCCUCAGUGAUGUUCGCAUCCAUGGGCUUCCUCUCCGGAGUGCUGGUGCUCACACAACCAGAGACCCUCGGCACUAGGAUGCCUGACACUCUAGCAGAGGCGGAGUUGAUAGGCAAGCCAGAGUCCAAGGUUCAGCGGUAGAACAGUUCGCUACACUUCAAGGAUACUGAUUAUGUAUAGGACGGGCGUGUGAUGUGUUCGUAAAUUGAAAUGCUUAGAUCGUUAUGGAUUAAAUACUUACCUACGUUAAGUUUAGACUCGUAAGUUCUCGGAGCAAUUAUAUUACUUAAGACCUAUCAGAGGCGUUUACACUAGUAGAAAUUUUUAUAUAAUUCUAUAUGCAUAGAUGCGAUUCGCAGCAAGCCCUGCAAGCUACAAAAUUUCUAAAAAUUAGUUCACCGUGAUUGUUUCUACUGUAAAAAUCACUUGCGAAUGUUAAUUUCUGCAAGUUUUCUUGUUAAUUUAAACGUAGCUUUAGGUUCAAAAAUGUAUGUUGUAAUAAAGUUAUUUAUUAUACUGUAUUCGAUGGUGUCGAUAAAUGUAAAAAAAAAUCGUAUACUCGACUCCAAAAGUCGGCACGCAAUACACGAGAUAUUCGGAAUAUCAUAAGUUAUUUAUAUUUUAUAAGUGUACACCAACAAAGGCAUUAGUAUUAAGUACCUUAUAUAAAGUUUUAAUAUUGCAACAUUAUGUUUUUUGUAUUUUUUUCCUUAGUUCUCUUGUAAAUAUAUAAACGCUUAAGCAUUUGUGUUAUCACAAGAAAUUAUAAGACUAAUAAUCUUGUACAUAGUAAUAACACUUAAGUAAAUAUAUGGUACGCAUAGUUAACAUUUUUAUAGGACCGUUCUGAAGUUUGUGUUAAUCUUUUUUUUUUAUUAGUUUGAAUGACGAGACGAGCUUGCCGUUAAUAAAUUAUUUUUGCUAGUUGUGCCAGUAAGUAUAAAACACUGCGGCAUUUUCAUUCUGUUUUUAGUUUUACUGGCACCAAUCCCUGUCUCUGGGUCACUCCGACGCCGCGCCGUGCGGAUGUUUGUAAUUGUGUUUCUAAACAUAAAUAUUAUGUGUAAAUGUCUUUAAAAAUAUCAUUUGUUUGGACAAACUUGAUUAUUUUCAAAUUUCAAUAAAUAAAUUCGAUAUGUGUCUCUGU
This is a messenger RNA of Manduca sexta (tobacco hornworm), 3696 nucleotides long. RefSeq names its product organic cation transporter protein. Gene Ontology annotation, cellular component: membrane. NCBI's taxonomy places the organism in Eukaryota, Metazoa, Arthropoda, Insecta, Lepidoptera, Sphingidae. The transcript has 7 exons. The coding region runs from base 1047 to 2690 and encodes 547 amino acids. The record is from RefSeq and is a predicted model, not a curated record. Gene Ontology annotation, biological process: transmembrane transport. Gene Ontology annotation, molecular function: transmembrane transporter activity.